AUGUCAUCAAAUAGCAUAACAAUAUCACCUCAAGCCUACUUCAGCACACAUAAUGCUUUAGAUGGGCAACAUGGUCAUGAAAAUGCAGUUUUCAUUUAUCUUAAAGAAUUAGAAGGUUCUAGGCACGCCUGCAUCUCAGUUUAUCCCUUCUACGAUAUACAGACCCUCAAACGAUUGUUAAUUAAACGGUUAAAACUGGGAUCCAAUGUCACCGUAACAGAUAUAAGAAUGGUAUUCAAGGGCACUGAAUUACCGAAUUAUCGCAACAUUGGAACGUUCCUAAACAUUAUUGAUGAGUCGCGCAAGGAGCUACUCAAAAUUUAUUGGUGUUUUAGAGCCUCCAGUGACAACAUUGGAAUACGCAAUUUGAAUGUCAACAACGUACAAGGAAUGAAUAAUGUGAUAUCUGAUGUGCUUCUAGGGUUUAAAUCCAAAAUAGCACCCAAAUUGACUAUAGAAGGUACGGGAGGCACGUAUUUUCUCUACAAUAAGAGGCGGCGUAUUUGUGCAAUAUUCAAACCAAUCGACGAGGAGGCUUUUGCUCCAUGCAAUCCCAGGGGAUACCACGGAAAAUUGCACCAGAGAGGAUUCAGACCUGGUGUUUUAUCAGGGGAGGGUGCUAGUAGGGAGGUGGCAGCGUACAUUUUGGAUGCCUCAUAUGGCAACUUUUGCCAAGUGCCUCCCACAACUCUGGUUGAAGUUAGGCAUCCUUCUCUCCAUAAUAAAGAAUACUAUCAGAUGUACGAUUACGGGGCCACAGAUGAGAGUAUCAAAUGGAAGACAGGUUCUCUACAGUCAUUUAUCGAGACGCGUGAAAUCUGUGGCAAUUUUGACCCGAAUAUGUUUAGCAUAUCUGACGUACAUCGAAUUGGAAUAUUCGACCUGUGCGUAUUAAACCUGGAUAGAAAUGAUGGAAAUAUUUUGGUCAGAAAUUUGAAGAUGGGAUCUACGCUGGAUGAAUCUCACAAAACACCCAUGGGCGGAUUUACCAGAUAUUCACUGAUACCGAUUGACCACGGGCUAAUAUUGCCCGAUGUUUUAGAUGUAACAGAACUGGAUUUAGUUUGGUUUGGCUGGCCUCAAACUAAAAUUCCCUUCUCUCCGGCCGAAUUACAGCAUAUAAAGAUUCUAGAUCCUGAUAGAGAUGCUCUCAAACUUAAGCGGAAGCUGUUGAUUAGAAAUGAGUGCCUACGGACCAUGAGAGUGGCUACCCGAUUAGUUAAAAUGGGCGCUCAAAAUAACCUAACCCUUCAUCAAAUCGCAAGCUUGGCAAUCAGAGAAAAUUUGGACGAUCCAUCUCCAUUGGAACUCGUCAUAUCCUCCGCAAUUGAACAGGCGUACCUAAUUUUCGACUCUACCAGAUUGGUUUCCACCAACAGGCUAAAGUUCUCUUGUGACCUAAUACAACCCACUAAUUCCCGAUCCUAUUUGAGCAAAAAAAUUAAUCAAAGCGUCUUCAUUUUGGAUCAAUCGUCCGAAAACUUUUCCAAAAAUGAAUUCACAGAUUCUGAUUCUGAUUCAGAUGCCCUCCCCUCAAGCGUAUUCUUCGAUUAUCAUGGAAGCAACAAAAAAUCAUCAUUUUCCAAUAACAGUAUAGACGAUGAAAAUAAUACUUACAUUACAAACAACGGUACUUGUAUUGCGAGUGAAUGGACAAACAAGUCAAUGGGUACCUUUAGGCACCGAAGGCCAUUCAGGGGCGAUAACACCACCUGGUCCCUACACGAUCAACAUGGAAAGCCCGUACAACUCGCAUGGGACGACAUUCAGUUCGAAUAUUUUUUUUUCCAAACCCUAGAAAGGUUGCUAAGUGAAAAGCUUAUAGCUAUCAAUGUGCAAUGA
Babesia microti strain RI is the source of this 1842-nucleotide messenger RNA. RefSeq names its product Phosphatidylinositol 3-and 4-kinase. The coding region runs from base 1 to 1842 and encodes 613 amino acids. NCBI's taxonomy places the organism in Eukaryota, Apicomplexa, Aconoidasida, Piroplasmida, Babesiidae. The transcript is spliced from 6 exons. The record is from RefSeq and is a predicted model, not a curated record.